Messenger RNA from Didymodactylos carnosus, 759 nucleotides. NCBI's taxonomy places the organism in Eukaryota, Metazoa, Rotifera, Eurotatoria, Philodinida, Philodinidae. The record is from the annotation of a GenBank genome assembly.
AUGAGUUCAAGUGUGAGUCAAGUAUUAGUUCGACGUUUAUAUCCAUUGUUUUAUCGACCAUUGUUAACAAGGGUCUCAUUACCCACAACCUUUAGCUCAUUAAGAAGUCAGACUACAGGUACACAACAAAAACAUGAAACAAUCAACAAUACCACAACUACUACUGCAGAACAAACUACGAAUCCCACAUCAUCGUCUCCACCACCUUCGAGUUCCUCCACAACGGCAGCAUCAGCUAAUGGAAGUGUUGAGGAGUCUUUAGGAUCAAUCGAACAUCAAUUGAAGAAAGUAACAGAAGAAAACAAAAAAAUAAAUGACGAUCUUAUUGAUAUGAAAGACAGAUAUAAACGUUCAUUAGCUGAAACAGAGAAUACUCGUAUUCGUUAUAAAAAAUUAGUAGAUGAUGCAAAAAUUUAUGGUAUACAAGGUUUUUGUAAAGAUCUAUUAGAAGUAGCUGAUAUAUUAAAUUUAGCCAUUAUUAAUACGCCAAAAGAUAAAAAAAUGAAUGAUAAAGAUUUUGCCAAUUUAUAUCAAGGUUUAACAAUGACUGAAGAAAAAAUGCAGAAAAUAUUUACAAAAAAUGGUUUAAUUCAAAUAUCGCCUGCAGAAGGUGAAAAAUUUAACCCUAAUUUUCAUGAAGCAUUAUUUCAAACAAAAAUUCCAAAUAAAGAAAGUGGUACAAUUGUACAAGUAAUGAAAAAUGGUUAUCGACUACACGAAAGGGUAAUUCGAGCAGCUCAAGUGGGCGUGGCACAGUAA